Messenger RNA from Exophiala mesophila, 687 nucleotides. RefSeq lists its product as uncharacterized. The record is from RefSeq and is a predicted model, not a curated record. NCBI's taxonomy places the organism in Eukaryota, Fungi, Ascomycota, Eurotiomycetes, Chaetothyriales, Herpotrichiellaceae. The transcript has 2 exons. Bases 1 to 687 code for a protein of 228 amino acids.
AUGAAAGUCUCCCCUGGCCGGUAUCAGGUGGUGCGCAAGGUUAAAGACCGGCAAGCUGAAAGAGUUCGAUCCCGAGCCGAUUCCACCGUCGAUUCCACCAGUUCUUCUGGUUCCGAAUAUGAUAGCGAAGACGAAAUCCUGGAAGCAUUGCCACGCCAUAAGACCACAACGCUUGAGGACUACCCUCGUCACCAAACUCAACAUGCCUCCCAUUCUCAUCCUCACGAUCAGGUGUCAAUUCCUGUGAGCGAGGAUCACUUCGAAUCCAGUGUCGAGGUGCAGAGAUCAAGAAGUGGACGUCGUGUAUCGCACCACUCGUCCUCGUCUUCCUCCUUCUUCAGCACAAUCUUCGGCUCAUGGUCAUCGACUUCAAGGACUUCACGAGAGACCCGCAUCUCAAUCAACCAUUCUGAACACAGAGGUUCCCCCAAGCCUCAUGUCCCCGUUCAUGAACCGGCCAAGCGCGAACGUGUACGUGUGGUUGGUCUGCCCGAGUACGAAGCUAUUCCCGUGAUCAAGGAAGAGGUCAAGGUCGAGCGUGUUCGUCGGGAAGGACAUGACGAUUUUGAGGAGCACAAACCAUUGCAUAGGAGGGGACGAAGAUUCGGAGAACAUGGGAAAUAUGAUAAAGAGAUGGACGCUUACGUAUUCACAAGAGUGCCCAAGUUAGCCAGAUUCGAUUUUUGA